Messenger RNA from Penicillium canariense, 1842 nucleotides. RefSeq lists its product as uncharacterized. Gene Ontology annotation, molecular function: alpha-tubulin binding. Gene Ontology annotation, biological process: protein folding. The record is from RefSeq and is a predicted model, not a curated record. Lineage: Eukaryota; Fungi; Ascomycota; Eurotiomycetes; Eurotiales; Aspergillaceae. Bases 1 to 1842 code for a protein of 613 amino acids. The transcript is spliced from 4 exons.
AUGAGCGCCUCUCUAGUAGGCCAGCGCCGGUCUUAUGGCGGCCAGCUAUGCACCAUUCGCUAUGUGGGAACCGUCGAUGGCACCUCGGGUGAUUGGCUUGGUGUUGAAUGGGAUGACCCGACCAAAGGCAAGCAUUCAGGAGAGCAUAAGGGAGUCCGGUAUUUCACAUGCAAAAGCAACCACCCCACGGCGGGGUCUUUCGUCCGCCCCUCCAGGCCAGCAGAUCCGCCGCUCAGCUUCGUAGAAGCUUUGCGUGAGAAGUACGCAUCUGAGUAUGAGUCGGAGCUUGUGUGGACGUCCAAGACGACUGGAGCGGUUGCCCAUCAGGUUAUUGAGAUCGGCGGCAAGGUCGUCGAGGAGGUGGGCUUCGACAAGAUUCGCAAGCAACUUGCAAAGUUACAGGAGCUACGAAUUGUCUUGCUCGAUGGACUACGCAUUGCUGGUGUGCUAUCUUCUUAUGAGCAGCCUGAAGCGCAAGUUCGCGAGGCUGCCUCCGAAAUCGCAACGACUUGCCCACAGAUUAUUGAGCUGGAUCUCAGCCGCAGUCUCGUAAACAGCUGGAGCCAUGUUUGGGAGAUUUGCAACCAGCUUCCCCUGCUGAAGAAGCUCAAAGUCAACGAUAUGACUAGGGAUGGGAUUGACUUGCGAUGUAGUGGGAACCGAUUCCGACCCCUGGAAGAAGGCUUGACCUUUGAAGGGGUCACGGAGCUACAUCUAGAAGAAACCUUGCUGAGCUGGGACGAGAUUGCCGAGGUGGCAGCUUGUUUCCCAACCCUAACCUCGCUCACAGCAUCUGGCAACCAGCUCAGGACGAUAUCACGCCCCCUGUCUGGGGUCAUCACGACGUUGAUCCUUGAGAGUAAUGAAUUCACGUCCUUAUCCGCUUUACGCCCGUUAGCAGAGAUGCGGACCCUCGAACACCUCUCUGUACGGUGGAACAAUGUCGCCGCCAUCUCCGAUAACCCGAAGAAUACAACUCUCGACUUCCAAUUCCCAACUACGCUCCGUUCUGUUGACCUCUCACGUAACGACAUCUCAUCAUGGACAUUCCUCAACCACCUGCCUACCCUCUUUCCAAGUUUGACGACCCUUCGCAUUUCCGGAAACCCACUCUAUGACCAGCCUCCCCUGCCGCCAGCCAUAGCAGCUGCUACUGGGACGAUGAGCGCCUCCAAGCCCAUGACAGUGGAUGAAUCUUUCAUGCUCACACUAUCUCGCUUCCCUCCUUCCCUCCGAACCCUUAAUUUCAGCACCAUCUCGCUACAGGACCGUUCCAAUGCAGAGAUGUACUACCUUUCCCUCAUCGGCAAGACACUCUCUGCCACCUCUGAAGCCGAAGAACCCGCAAUUCUUGCCGAACACCCUCGCUAUAGCGAGCUAUGUGAGCUUUAUGGAGAACCAACCGUGACAAGAGCGGUCGAGGGUGACGGCUCUGGCAGGAGAGGAAUCCACCCCCGGUCCGUAGCAGCACGACUGGUCAAGAUGGCAUUUCGUCUGUCCCAAUCGCAAGUCUGCGUCAAAGAAAUCCCAGCCUCUUUCGAUUCAUAUCAAGUGAAAGCCCUCGUUUCCCGGCUCUUUGAUCUUCCUCCAUACAAGUUCAAGCUAGUCUGGGAAACAGAUGAAUGGGAUCCGGUAGAACAGCAGGCUGGGGAUGAUGGGGCACCGGAUUGGGAUGAAGACAGCGAUGACGAAAUGCAGGCUCCGGCGCCUGCACCUUCAGCGGAUACAAGCCGGUUCAUGCGGCGAGAGAUUGAGCUGGUCGAUUCGACGCGGGAUAUAGGGUUCUUGUUCCAGGGUGAGACGGGUGAGAUGAAGAUUCGGGUGGAAGUACCUCAUGUAUAG